Porites evermanni is the source of this 1313-nucleotide messenger RNA. NCBI's taxonomy places the organism in Eukaryota, Metazoa, Cnidaria, Anthozoa, Scleractinia, Poritidae. The record is from the annotation of a GenBank genome assembly.
GAGAAAUUUGGAAUUACAGAGUUAAACAAGUAUCAGAAAGAAGCUAUCCUGCAAAUAGUACAGGGGAAGACUGAUGUGUUCAUAAAUUUGCCAACGGGAUUUGGGAAAUCCCUUAUAUAUCAAGCUUUGCCGCUUGUUUGUGACAUAGUACGUGGAACUUCUGGAUAUAUUGUUGUUGUUGUUUCGCCGCUAGUCAGUCUUAUGAAGGAUCAAGGUGGAAAGCUCGUAAAUAUUGGCAUUCCUGCUGUAAGGCUAAAUGAUAUUAGCGAAGAUAAUAUGAAGGCUGUCAAGAGAGGUGCUUUCUCCGUCGUUUAUGGAAGCCCAGAAGCGUGGUUGAAGAUCGAUCGGUGGAGGAAAAUGUUAGCAAGUGAUUUGUACAGAAAGAAACUUUGUGCUAUAGCAGUUGACGAAGCACAUGUUGUAAAGCAGUGGUAAGUGAAGUAAUAUUAUUAUUCGUUGAUUUACAUGUGAUUAUAAUAACCAUAAUUUCUAAGCAGCGUUAAUCGAUAAAAAUGUAAACUUUUGGAUGAAAGAUUUCCCGCCGUGUCAUCAAUGAAUGAAUGAUGAGUGAGCUUUAGUUAAGUGUCAGAGAAUUUAGCUUAGUUAACUAAUUGUAGACACUGAACAAGAACAUUAAUUUAGUAACAAAGGAAAAGUAAGUAAUUAUGCAUUAUAUUUAAUGUUAAACAAACUGAAUGCAUAAUUACAUUGUGGAGCUGCAAAUAAAUCUUGUUUAAGUGAUUAUAACAAACUUAAAGUGACUCAUUAUCUCUGCUUAACCUUUUGUUGCUGUUAUUUAUAUGUGUACUAGGGGUACCUCAUGCACUAGCAACAUGGCAGCAUUUAGGGAAACGUACUCUGAGCUUCAUGAGCUGCGAUCCCUUCCACCUUACGUCAACAUAUUGGCUUUAACUGCCACAGCCACAAGGUCAACAAGGGAGACUAUAACAGAAGUACUUCCGUUGAAUACUCCCCAUCUAAUAAACAAGAGUCCUAGCAAGAUCAACAUAGCAUAUUCUGUGCUCUACAUAGACAAGGAAAGAGAACUUGACCAGUAUUUUGAAUGGUUGGUGGAGGAAAUGAAAGAGAAGAAAGUGGCAACCACUCGCACAAUAAUUUAUUGCCAGACAAUUAAGCAAUGUGGUGUUAUCUAUUCCAUCAUAAAGGGGAUGCUUGGAAGCAGCUUUUAUGCGGACAGCUCCGGUGAUCCAAGAAAGGUUCUUGUCGAAAUGCUGCAUUCUUGCACCCCUGAUAGGAACAAAAAAGUUGUGUUGGAGGCUUUCCAAGCUGACAAUUCACCAGUGCGAGUGCUA